Molecule: messenger RNA, 439 nt
Organism: Saccostrea cuccullata (small rock oyster)
Lineage: Eukaryota; Metazoa; Mollusca; Bivalvia; Ostreida; Ostreidae
Exons: 3
Source: RefSeq, a predicted model, not a curated record
CCGAAAAUUUUCACGAUAAUGUCUAGUGUACGGGAGGAAAGGAGGGAUUUCAUCACCAGAGAAAUUGACAAGGAUUAUGUGAAGGUUGUUCAAAGAAUUUAUAUUGGAUGGUAUAAAACGCCAAUAUCUGGAUCAGACAUGAGAACGGCUAUCAGAUAUAUGCAAAGGAUAUUGGAAGAAGAAGAAAGUCAUAGGAAAACAACAAAACUGUUUGGUGCUAUACAACAUAUUGAUAUAAUGAGAAAGAAAGGGCGACUAGACCAAGAGGGUCUUCCAGUGGACUAUUCAAUGCAGGAGCUUUGGCAGAUCUUGAUAGAAAGGAAUGAACACCCACAAGAGAACUUGCAAAGAAUUGUGAAGGAGUUCGAAGAUAAAAGAGGCUUUCGACCUUCUCCAGAAGAAUUCGAAGAUUUGUUUAACUCAAUGAAAGGUAAUAUAG